Messenger RNA from Zingiber officinale, 2527 nucleotides. RefSeq names its product YTH domain-containing protein ECT1-like. Gene Ontology annotation, biological process: mRNA destabilization. Gene Ontology annotation, molecular function: mRNA binding. Gene Ontology annotation, cellular component: cytoplasm. The transcript has 9 exons. The record is from RefSeq and is a predicted model, not a curated record. Lineage: Eukaryota; Viridiplantae; Streptophyta; Magnoliopsida; Zingiberales; Zingiberaceae. The coding region runs from base 367 to 2043 and encodes 558 amino acids.
CUCAGCCACCCGCUUCGCCAUCAUCCGACGGACGACAGUAGCUCCUUUCCUGCUGCUGCCCCGCGCCGAGGCUCGCGGACCGCUAGAUCGCCCCUCCGAGGCCGUCGUGGGCGCAGCUUGGCCGUCUGUUCGUCCGCCGACACAGCGCGUCGGAAGCGGCCACCGGUUCCCGGCGGCGAAUAGAUUGCCCCUUUGUCGCGGUCAGGCGUUCGAGCUGGAGGGAAAGAGAGACUCUGGGUUCUUUUGCGGAGACUUGUGGUGUGAUCUCAUGGACGCUAAGGCGAGGCCGGCGAAGCUUAUCCAGCCAUUGAUGAAGCAAUUAAGACAUUGAAGAUCGAUCCUCCGUCAAAAGCCACCAGUGUCACCAUGUUCGGUGCAAAAGGUGCAAGCUUGUCUGAUGCAACAUCCUGCAUCUCUUCCGGAGAUGCAACAAGCAUCAUCAAGGAAAGCGAGGUAGACCAAGAUGUGUCUGUGGAUGAUCAGGGCACAUAUUAUUAUGGUUACUAUUAUCCAGGAGCUCAUGGUGUCAUGGGGGAAUGGGAUAAUUCACGUUGCAACCGUGGAACAGAUAACGUCCAAGUAGAGCAUCCUGUAAGUACCAUUCAAGUUGAUAGUGGAUCACUGAUAUACUACUUGCCAGGAUUUCAAACUGGAUAUAGCAACUACGGUCCAUUCUCACCUGGACCCAUGUAUUGUGCUGAUGGACAGUUUUGGGGGCAAGGCUCAUAUUAUGCAAGUCCAGUUUCUCCUCAAACGGUUGUUUCACCAGGAAUUUAUGCUCAUCCAAUUGCUUAUGGGCCUGAGCUAAUUCCUGCAUACCCAUGGGAUCCAUAUUUUUUCUUGCAAGAUGGGAUUCAAGGGAACACAUUUACUGUGGAUCCAACAAAUCCACAUUAUAAACCAAAUCAUUCAUCCCAUGGUCAUAACCUUCCUCCUUCCAAAACCUUGACAACUUCAAAAGUGACUUCACUAGCAUCUGAUUUAUCACUUCCUGUAUCAGCUCAAAACCAAACACAGAAAUCUGUGCAGAAGGCACCCACUGCUGUUUUACCAAAAGGAUAUGUUCCUCUAAAUAAGUUCAGUGCAUAUGCUAACCAAGUGAAUGGUGCAUUGCAUUAUCCAAACAGUGUCAUUCCUAUGAAAGAAAAUACACGUUGCUGGGUUGAUGAUGAAAAGCUGAAAGCCAGAAAUAAACUUAAUAGUUUUGCUGAUCUCGACUUGCUGAAUGAGCGAAACCGUGGUCCUAGAACAAAUAGCAUCAAAACUACUAAUUCUGGUGAUAAUUUUCAGGAAACUCUUAGCAUCAAACAGAAUGAUAAUAGCAGUGGUUCAAUUGACAAGGAUGAAUACAACUCUCCUGAUUUCAUAACGAAGUAUGAACAAGCUUUGUUUUUUGUAAUAAAAUCAUACAGCGAAGAUGAUGUUCAUAAAAGUAUAAAAUAUAAUGUCUGGUCAAGCACUCCAAAUGGGAACAAAAGGCUUGACAAUGCCUUCCUAGCUGCUCAAGGAAAGAUGGCAGAAAAGGGUGGCAAGUGUCCUGUGUUUCUCUUCUUUUCUGUUAAUGCAAGCGGUCAAUUUUGUGGUGUUGCAGAAAUGUCAGGCCGAGUUGAUUUCAGUAAAAAUAUGCCCUUUUGGCAACAGGACAAAUGGAAUGGCUUUUUCCCAGUGAAGUGGCAUAUAAUUAAAGAUGUUUCAAACCCACGACUCCGUCACAUAAUAUUGGAGAAUAAUGAGAACAAGCCUGUAACAAACAGCAGGGAUACGCAAGAGGUUAAGUUUCCACAAGGCACUGAGAUGUUAAACAUUUUCAAGAGCUAUUCUGCUAAAACGUCCAUAUUGGACGACUUUGGCUUUUACGAGAAUCGCCAGAAAGCAAUGCAAGAGAAGAGGAGCAAGCCUACUACUCCAACUUUGGAUAACUCUCUGUCCAAAAUGGUUGAAUCAUCUCAAUUCCAGAAGCUAGAUGAUUCCAAAUCACAUAAACUUGUGUUAGUCGAGGUGAAGGAAGCACUCCCUUGCUCGAGGGUCACUUCACCUAAGUGAACAUGCAAAGGAAGCCAGCUCUUUAUGUGGACUGGAGAACUACAACAGCGCUCCUUUGAAGUUAAAGAGCAUUCUGUCCCUCCCUCAUGGAUUAUCAACAUCGACCUCAAUUCAAGAAGGAAUCUGAAAAUGGAAAACACGAGACUACGGAGUGCCCGCCCCAGGAGCAACAAUAGCAAUGGUUGGGGAGAGCUGCAUCGGGCAAAGCAUUGCCGGCUUCAAUGGCAUAUGACUCCAUUGAAACAAAUUGAUCUGGAAGAUGUCGAUAGAUGAAAUGGGGUAGGAUAGUGUAAGCAUGUAAUGCAAGAAACUAAAUCCCCAGAGGCUGCUUGGGAGCAAAGUUGUGUUGUCCAAACACUGAAUCUGGAAGAAACAGAAUAAUAAUAAUAAUAUAAUAAAUAUCCCUUUCCAUUCUUUCCUCAACCUACACUAUUACCUGUAUUUGCACAAGUUUUAGUGGAUUAACAGUGAAUUCUUUCAGUGA